GGUCAUCCAAAGUUCACCGUAACGAGAAAUCAUAUAAGCAGUGGUCAUUGGUUGACCAGUACAGUUAAGCUUGACCAGUGGGUGGAUCAUAGUGUACGUUAGCUCACUCUCUCGUUAGAGUAACCACAUUUUACAACAUCUUACAGAUGUACACGGAAGAUUGAAUAUAUUGAUGGACUCUUAAGUAUUUAUCUAACAGGAUUUUAGUUUUGAAAUAUAGAAAAUAGUUUCAUGAAAAGGCCAAGAAGAUGACGGAAGCAGCGCUAGACCUCUCUGCUAAAUCCUCCCUGGGCAGCACCAAGUCCGACAAGGACUCAUUCAGUCUCAACUAUGCACCUGAGUCCCCACCCUCGCCUAGAACUCCCCUAAGACACACCUCCGGCGCCGACGACAAUGAAAGUGACUCGUCGUCGGCACCAACGUCAGCCAUAAAAGCAGUUCUAGGUCCAGUGCCAUCGAGUCUUCGGGACUCCCCUUGUUCAGUUGCCGACGGUGAAAAACAAGACUCUCUUCCAUCGUCGCCAUCGACGCCGAUAAGUAGACCAUUUAGUUCGUAUGCUAUGGAAUCCAUGGCAUCAAUGUUUUCGUCUCAAUCAUCACUUCUCGCAGCAUCCCAUUCACAAAUGCCGAUGGGGAUGGGACUUUCGUCCCUAUAUGACAGUUCGUCGGCGUUCCCGGCAUUCCCAGUGACUCCAUUAACAUCUCAUCUUUUGCAGAGGAAACGCCGAGCAGAAAGUCGAGCUAGUGUAAGUUCCAUAAACGAUAACAGCGAUGGUGAAGGCAAAAAACUUAAACAUGUGCCGGAUGAAAACAAAGAUGAAUCGUAUUGGGAAAGGAGGAGAAAAAACAAUGAAGCAGCUAAAAGAUCUCGGGACAGUCGUCGGCAUAAGGAGGAAGAGAUAGCAAUGAGAGCAGCUUUCUUGGAACAAGAGAACCUCAAACUCAGAGCACAAGUGGCCAUUUUAAAGAACGAAACUGCUAAACUUCAUUACAUGCUGUACAACCGAAUAUGAGAUUUUUGUUCCUAAGUUUGUUUGCUUUGGUAUGAAACUCACAAUUACCUCAGUGCUUUGGAUCUGGACGAUAUUUAAAUGUGCUUUCUCAGGAAUAUGUUUUAUAUCUGUUGUUUAAGUGUGUUCAGUGGAUUUACUUACAAAUAGUUUUAUAUAUGUGUGUGCUGUCUGUAAAUUUUAACAUAUGUAAAUAUCAUUAUUUUACAAAAUAUUUAAAAUGUACAAAUACCUCA
Mya arenaria is the source of this 1246-nucleotide messenger RNA. Its product is annotated as thyrotroph embryonic factor-like. Gene Ontology annotation, molecular function: RNA polymerase II cis-regulatory region sequence-specific DNA binding; DNA-binding transcription factor activity, RNA polymerase II-specific. The record is from RefSeq and is a predicted model, not a curated record. Lineage: Eukaryota; Metazoa; Mollusca; Bivalvia; Myida; Myidae. Gene Ontology annotation, biological process: regulation of transcription by RNA polymerase II. Bases 249 to 1013 code for a protein of 254 amino acids. The transcript is spliced from 2 exons. Gene Ontology annotation, cellular component: nucleus.